CAAUAAAGAGGAAAUAAGGCGAACACAAUUACGAGGCAAGGAAAGAAUUGUGAGACAGGACAAUGAGGAAGGUCGGGCCAGGAUGCGAGAGGGGGAGACUGUGACGGGGGGCAAGGGAGAGGGGGAUGGGAGAGUGUGAAAGUGCCUGAGGAUCGUGGUGCCAAGGAGGGGAGAGGUGAGAGUGGCACACCGCAGCAGAGGGAGCGGCACGGAGGGGCACGCCAGCACGCCCCAACAGUCGCUAUAAAGUAUGGUGGAUGAUCAUCAAUUUCACGGGGAAAGUGCGGUCGAUGGGGGACGGGGGUCGAUAGGGCGCGCCGCUCCCCUCCCCUGCACGGCGGGACCUAGUCUGUCCGUGACCCACUUCUCGCCUCCCACACGCUGGCACACUUCUGCAGGACGCCGCGGCAAGGCUCCUGGGCAGUUCCAGCGCCGCCCAUGGCCGUGAGGGAGCAGCAGCACGUGUGAGGGACUCGUGCAGCGGCAGGCACUCCACGUGAGGCGCCCGGCGACUUGAGGCUCGGCGUUUUGAGAUGGUGACCCAGUUUCCACGGCCUUGAGGUUUUUAAGGAGAUUGGUGACCUGCUCCCGUCCUUAUUGAUUGGCGCAGGGAAGGCUGGUGCUGGGGCGGCGCAGUACACCCGCACUCCCGCCCUCGUGCUCCUCCACGCUAUUUCUCCCACGGUGUCAUCUAUGAUUCAGGGGAAAUUUCAUUAUCGACUGAUGGCCAGAUCAGCACCAUGGGUCACGGUGAUGCGGGCCUGAGCGGCUCCCCCCCCCAGGCGCCGGGUGUGCCCCAGGGCAAGGCUGGCUCGGGGGAGGCCCUCUCCCUGCCAGGAGGGGUCCUGAUGAAGGAGGCCUCAUUACAGGCCUCGCUGCCCUCAACACAACACCGCGACAAACGUUCAGCAGCGACGAUGGGAUCAGCUGAGGCACUGGCCGAGGGGGGGAGGGGAGCGCAUGUGCGUGGUGGGGGAGUUUGCUGCCACAUUUCUCGCUUCCCCUCAAUAUCCCUCCCCGCCACAGAAGGUGUUCUCCCAGGCAUGCCUUCCCUCACCGCCACGCCUCCCUCCUCCCACCGGGGCCGUGUGGCGGGAUGAGCUGGUGCCCCGCGGCGGCGUGAUUCCCGGCAAGAUAAGCGCGGUGGCGACGCGCGGCAUCCCCGGCCCAGUGUGGCCGCCCAGCUCGGUGGCCGCUGAGACGAGGCGGUGAGGGGACCGUGGCGCCAGAGAGAAAAUAACUCAGACUGCGAGGCAUGUGUCGCCGAGCGGAGGUGGCGGCGGCAGUGUGGGCCAGGUAGAGAGGGCCAGGGUGCCAAAAGUGUCCCAGGCAGUGAGUUAGUGGCACAGUGGCGGGAGCAGCUGGGCUCAGACAGCAGCUGUCACGGAACCACAAAUCGGCGCGGAACACAACCUGCGGGCGGUGCGGUGCAUGACUCCUGGCAGUGACAUGACCCGCGGCCAGCUGGACGCCCCGCGCUAGGCCGCGGCGAGUGUGACACUUCGGUGAUGAGCAGCAGCCUGUGCCUGCCCGGGGAACAGCGGAGAGGCUGCGGCGCUGCCAGCGAGUGAGGGACGGCAGAGCAUGGUGAGCGAGACAAGGUUUGGUAAGACCACGGAACGGGGUACUGGACACACGCCUUGCACGAGCAGGGCGGCGUGCAGCGUGCCGCGCCAGGCCGUGUGAGGAGGGCGGCAGAAGCAGUGAGGGGAGAUGAGGGGAGAAAGUUCCUGGUGCAGUGUGAGUGACAGUUGCGACCGCCGGGAGACUACUGACGAAGGAACACACUAGUGCCGCCACUAGCGAGGAAUUACAGAACACAAAACCGAUAAGCCGCCGAUCGCGACUCCCCAGUGCUCCCCUGGUCACUCAAGAUGGGGGUGAACAUGGGGAAAGGAGGAGGGGGAGGUGCUCACGGUGGGAGCGGGAGCGGCGGGAUCCUGGACGCCCUGCACCUCACGCAGGGCACGCUGCACAUCGUCAUGCUGGGCCUGGAUUCGGCGGGCAAGUCGACAGCUCUGUACCGCCUCAAGUUCGACCAGUACCUCAACACCGUCCCCACCAUUGGCUUCAACUGCGAGAAGGUUAAAGGUUGCACCGGCAGAGCUAAGGGCACCAGUUUCUUGAUCUGGGACGUGGGCGGGCAGGAGAAGAUCCGGCCACUGUGGCGCUCUUACACUCGCUGCACAGACGGCAUUGUGUUCGUGGUGGACUCCGUGGACCUGGAGAGGCUGGAGGAGGCGAGAUGUGAGCUGUACAAGACUGCCAAGCUACCGGAGAACGCCCAGGUGCCUAUCUUGGUGCUGGCCAACAAGCAAGACCUGCCCGGCGCCAAGGACCCGCUGGAGAUAGAGAGGUUGCUGGGCAUCGCAGAGCUGGGCAACACCCACCUCUGGCACAUACAGCCGGCGUGCGCCAUCACAGGGGAGGGGCUGGACGACGCCCUGGAGCACCUGUACGACAUGAUCCACAAGCAGCGCCGCCUCGCCAAGACCAACAAGAAGAGACCCAGAUGAUCCUCCACCUCCGACUAGUUGGCUGCCCCCGCCGGCUGUCGGACUUCACUAAGCGUUUGUUGGGGCACCGAGGAACAGGAGCAGCCGCCGCCCCCCCUGGAAGGUGCUGAGGCGGCUGCGGUGACGCCUGAAGAGUACGAGGACAUCUGUGACGAGGCUUCAAGAAGCGAGGAUCACUACGGCGCCUCCUGAGCUGCGCACGAUGGCUGUGGCGCCGCCGGGUCAAAGGGUCAAAGAGAGACGUGAUGCAACUCAGCGCCAAUCGAGUGUCUGCUCCUGGAGUGUUGCUGCCUCCUGGGAGAUGUGGCGCCGCAUGUGGCGUGCCCUGGAUGGCUUCCCGAUGGCACAAGCUGAAGGAAGGUGGAUGAAGUCCUCAGGAGGAUGAAUUAAGUCUUUCUCUCCCUGGGACAGCCCUCCAUUGUGCCGUUUUUUUGCAUACAGUGAAGCAGUUUUUCUUGUGCUUCUGUAGUUCGGAGCCGCAGUCCCGAGCACAGCAAGGGCCGGGAGAGUUAAUAUGCCUUCCGCCCCCAUGGCCUGCCUGGCCUGGCCUGCUCCGGGCCACGCCAGUGCUGGGGCAAUCCAAGAUGGAAUUUGGCUCCAAGUGAAGGAGAAGAAAAAUGCUCCCGACUGAAGCCAGGCGGAGCGAAGGUCCCACGCGACACAGGGGCCGCGCUGCCCCUGCCUGGGGCGCUUCAGCUGUUUUGAGACACAAAUAUAAUUGUAAGCGAACUUUUGGGAUAGACAGUUUUUAGGACUGAUUCCUAGAUGUGUUGCAAGCUGCAGGAAUAUUGAUUGUCCAUAUAUCUGUGAUGUGAUCUAUACAUUUACCCCUCAAGAUAACUUUUAUGGCGUCAGAUGUUUUCUAUGUCCACUAAACAAUAUCUCAUUUAAUUUUUCCACCAAUGUUUUUUGCAAGUGAGUGGCUCUUAUUCAUUUGUCUCACCAUUACCUUCUGAGUUGUCAAGCCGCGAUGUUCACGGUAACAACCUUCACUUCACUCAUCAUUUCAAAACCAAACCCGACACGCCUUUAUGUUCCAGACCAAGCUGCCGCGCGACAGUCACACCAACCCAACAUAACCCUACAUAACAUAACAUAACAUAACAGCCCAAAUUUACGUGUUUACGGACGUGUCGAGUGAACGCACUGGACUCAAAUCAUCAGGUAACGCCCGCACCUGAGGCCAGCGCUUGAUCACUGUGCCACACGCCUCCUCACAGCACGUACGUUCCUGGGAGGAGUCACUAAGGCAGCUUCCAGACGGCGUAGGUCAGCCAGCUAGUCACCGGAGCUAGAGCCAGACAUGUAGUGAGUCUCAGUUUGUAACGUAGGUCCUAAGAUAAGGUAGUCGAGCUGAAAGUUAGUCAAUAGUGAGCCAGUUGUUCGAUCAUCUGGAAAAUCAUAUAAUUAGGUAAUCGAUAAGGCAAUCAGUCAGUCAGUCAUCUAGUCUUUCACGACAAUUUUCCUCGCCGCUGACUGCAAAGUGAAGGAAAGAUGAGAUUUUUUAUCCGUGUUUUCGUUUUUUUUUCUUUUUUCUUAUUGAAUUAUUUGUUUAUUUUAGGAUGUGAUAAGUGGGUGCUGCGAUUUUCUUUAUUCAUUUAAUUCAGUCAGUCAUUUACUCAGUCAGUCGGUUAGACAUUACCUAAGUCACACCCAACCAAACCAUUAGCUAGGCCUUUUCAAAAUCCCCGUUUGUGAGUCCUUAAUAUAAUUCAAUCAGUCAGUCAGUCAUUCAGUCAUUACCAUAUGUCAUAUCAAACCGUCAGAUAGCCCUUUUGAAAAUACCCGUUCGUCAAUCCUAAUUUAAUCCAAUUUCGCCCUAAUUCAGUCAGUCAGUCAAUCGGUCAGUCAGCCAGUCAGUCAGUCAGUCAGUCAGUCAAUCAGUCAGUCACUACUGGACACCCAACUCAGAUAACUAUUUUGAAAACCUCUGUUUGUCAUUCCUAGUUUAAUCUAGUCUUACCCUUGGUCAGUCAGUCUGUCAGUCAGUCAGUCAGUCAACCAGUCAGCCAGUCAGUCCCCGUGGUGAGGCCUUUGUACAUAACGAUGCAUAAUCUUUCAUACCGGUAAAAGUAAUGAUAAAAAUAAACAAUAACUUACAUGACAUUUUUUGUAACACAAGAAAGGAAAGCAGCGGAAAAAACCACACGGAAAACAUUUUAGCAACAGUUUUCCCAAUUUUAUUUUUCCGCUGCUACCAAUUUUUGCAUUUUUUUUCAAAUUUCCCUUUCCUUGUGAGUGAAAAAAAAAAUAACAGUACUAAAUGGUGCACUGUAUUUGGAUAUAUUGUGAUUCUCUAUGGUGAUAACUCCCUUUAUUGCAUACUAUUUUUCGGUCCAGGAGAUGAUAAUACUAUUUGUACUACACUUUGAACUUGUUUGAAGCGCACCGUACGUUGUAAAACAAGGACAAGGACGCUACAGACAGGGUGGUGUGUAUCCUUCCCUCGUAGCUACCAGGACUUUGAUACCAUUGGUCGGUGGAAUGGCCAAUGAUGUGGUUUGUUUUUCGCAGCUUAUGUCCUGCAUCCGUUUUCUUUCGCAGCCAAGUCAGGAGUUGUGACUGGCCGCGUGUUACAAUAAGAACAACACACUCGUGGCAUCGUCGUCUCCCGAGUGACAGGAAGAACUAUUUUCACGUGUUUCUCUCUGUGAUAUGUUACAUAGGUGUUGCCUGGGUGAUAGGUGUUAAGGCAGGUGUGUGUUUGUGUGUGUGUGUGUGUGUGUGUGUGUGUGUGUGUGUGUGUGUGUGUGUGUGUGUGUGUGGUGUUUUUUUGCGCCUCAGCCUAACGCGUGUAAAUAUAGAUAGGUAGUUAAUUAAAGAUGAAACAGUGGAAGAAAAGGAAGAAGAGAAAAACAAUGCAAGGAAAAAGGAAUUAAAAGACAAGAAAAUGCACAAAAUAGAGAGUAAGUUACAAUAUUGCAGAAAAAAUACAUGAAACAGUUUUUCUAAAUGUACUUAUGGAAGACAAAAUUUUUCCAUGUACCAGAAAAAGAAGAAAACAGAAAAAUAGAAGAAUACAUAAAGAAAAUAUAUAAAAAGAGGAAAAUCUUAUUUUUUUUUUAACAGUUGAUACAUGAAUGACUGGGUAGGUGAAGUAACUGAGAGCUGAUUGGCUAAUACACUGUAGUUAUUCAAGUUAUACGACAAAUUAACGGUCGAUUACUUUUAUAUAUUCCAUUCAAAGGUUUGUGUUUAGUUAUCUCUUUCUACAACUCCCCAUACGUCUAAUUAUCUACUUUUACAACUGUUCACACGUAUAGUUCUCAUUUUCUAUAACCUUUCAUACGUAUAAUUCUUUCCAACAACUGUUCACACAUAUACCUCUCCCUUUCUACAACUGCUUUUAAGUAUAAUUAUCUUCUGCAACUGUUCACACUCUCCUUCUACCACUGUUCACACGUAAGGCUUCUCUCUCUCUUUCUACAACUCACCGGAUGUUUGUAAGGGCGUUGAUCCUUCAGUACCCGCGUCACGUCCCAGUCGCCGCGGCCUGAAUGUUGUCCCCUUAAUAAGGCAAAACAAUAUCCGGGACUCAGAAGUUAAUCAGUGAGCAGCGGAAGUGGGAGAGCUAAUCAGGAGCGGAGGACGGAAUGCGCUCACGCCACACACACACACACACACACACACACACACACACACACACACACACACACACACACACACACACACACACAUUACGCAUACGUACAAGACUUUAUCAGCAAGAAAGCCCAACUUUACACAACACAGUAAGAAACUUUUCAAGAGAGGAAGAGAUAAGGAUGUGCAGAAAUACAGUUUUCCAAAUAGAGCUUUAGAUUUGUGGAAUGCAUUGCCAAGGGAAGUGGUGUGUGUUUGUGUGUGUGUGUGUGUGUGUGUGUGUGUGUGUGUGUGUGUGUGUGUGUGUGUGUGUGUGUGUGUGUGUGUGUGUGAAAUAUAAGCACCUCAUAUGAAAAGACGAAACAUUAUGAACUUGUCUCGCAUUUGAAAAAAAUACAAACAGUAAACACACACACACACACACACACACACACACACACACACACACACACACACACACACACGAUACAAAAUACAGUUUACCAUCCACCGCAAGGCGACACGUACAAACCCACAACACGACCCUGAUAUAGCGAGUCUCAUUUCCUCCUCCACCCUGCCAGCGCUACACGACCUUGCUACUGCACCAAAAUACCGAUCGAUCAAUCAGUCAGCCAGUCAGUCCUCAGCCUCCCCCGCCCAUUCCUUCGCCGCAAGGUUGAAAGUUGCCUCAUUCCAGGAAAACUUGUAUGCAUUUCUGGCCAGUCACGCAGUUUGAGGUAUUGAUAUGUAACGGGAAAGACGCACAGACAGACUUCCCUUUGUAAUAAUUUGGGUUGCGCUGGUUUUGAGGUUUACUUUGGUGAUAUGUACGAGUUUUGGGUUGCUUGUAAGAGAGGAAGGUGAAGAAGAGUGUUUUUUUUUUACUUUUUUUUUUUAAGGUUAUGUAUUGAAAAGGAGAUGAAUGAGGAUUUGUGAUGGCCAAGAGGAAAAGAAAGGAAAGAAAGAAAGAAAGAAAGAAAGAAAGAAAAAAGGAAAAAGAAGAAGAAGAAGAAGAAGAAGAAGAAGAAGAAGAAGAAGAAGAAGAAGAAGAAGAAGAAGAUGAUUAUGAUGAUGAUGAUGAUGAUGAUGAUGCAUUUUGUUUACGCAUCUCAUGUACUGCAACUGUUUUAUUUCGUAAGGCUGUCCAGAAGAAGAAGAAGAAGAAGAAGAAGAAGAAGAAGAAGAAGAAGAAGAAGAAGAAGAAAAUAAAACUUAUGUAUAAUACAACUUUUUAGAAAUCAAGCGUGUGUGAGUGCUUGUGUGCACGUAUGUGUGUGUGUGUGUGUGUGUGUGUGUGUGUGUGUGUGUGUGUAUGUAUUGCCACGUGCACCGUUCUUGUUGCCCGCGUGCACCGUGUUUUUUAUUCAUAUUUUUCGUUUCCCUGCGUGUGCACUGUUUUCUGUGAGCGUGCACCGCCGCGAAGGCUGAACGCUGGACGCAAGCAACGAGAGAAUCUGAUGUUAACGCGUUCGCCACUUUUUGGACACGAAAAUCGACUUGAUUGUUGCUCUUCUUCUUUUCCUUCCAUCGUGUGCUGAUUUGUGAAGGUCGAGAUUUAAAUACUGAUAAUACUAUAACGGUAAUAAUAAUAAUAAUAAUUUUAUCUAGCCGCGCCCCCCGAAGGCCUUAGUAUCUUGUAUAUCAGAAUUGUUAACAUUUACCGUACAAAAUAAACUUGUCAGGAACC
This is a messenger RNA of Scylla paramamosain (green mud crab), 7767 nucleotides long. Its product is annotated as ADP-ribosylation factor-like protein 4C. Gene Ontology annotation, molecular function: GTPase activity; GTP binding. Gene Ontology annotation, cellular component: plasma membrane; cytoplasm. Bases 1875 to 2516 code for a protein of 213 amino acids. Gene Ontology annotation, biological process: intracellular protein transport; vesicle-mediated transport. The record is from RefSeq and is a predicted model, not a curated record. NCBI's taxonomy places the organism in Eukaryota, Metazoa, Arthropoda, Malacostraca, Decapoda, Portunidae. The transcript has 4 exons.